Dentiscutata heterogama is the source of this 159-nucleotide messenger RNA. The record is from the annotation of a GenBank genome assembly. NCBI's taxonomy places the organism in Eukaryota, Fungi, Glomeromycota, Glomeromycetes, Diversisporales, Gigasporaceae.
CUUGAUCAGCAGAAUAAAAUAAAAAGUCGCACUGAUGUCCAAAUUAUUGGAGAUCCAAUGCCAAUAAUUAUCAAAAAUAAUAUGCCAAAAAAUGAAACAAUGACCAAAAUUUUUAGAGGAAUAUUCGACAGGUGGAUUGAAUUUUCACAUUCUUUACUA